Molecule: messenger RNA, 1303 nt
Organism: Scaptodrosophila lebanonensis
Lineage: Eukaryota; Metazoa; Arthropoda; Insecta; Diptera; Drosophilidae
Product: loricrin
Exons: 2
Coding region: 284-1303 (339 amino acids)
Source: RefSeq, a predicted model, not a curated record
GGUGCAUUGGAAAUCCGUACGGCUGCUGGUGUGGUGUGUGGUUGCUAAUUUAAAUAUAUGUUUCGGCAUGUCUGUGUGUAAAAACUGAAUAAUUAUGUAUCAUCAUCAUUAUCAUUAACAUCGGCGAUCAUGUUGUGGAAACUGUGGAUCGUAUAAAAGCGUGCUGGCGCCAUCCAACCGACAUCAGUAAGACUUUUGGCACCUCAGCUGGGACAUCUGUCGGAAGUCGUCUAGUCUCCCUCCUCCUCCCCCCAAAAGAAAAUAGUCAAGGAAAGGUGUUAACAUGAAGGUGUUUGUGUGUAUGUGUGCACUGUUCGCUGUGGCCAAUGCCGGCUUCCUGGGUCUCUUAGGAGGUGGCGGUGGCGGUGGUGGCGGCGGCGGUGGUGGCAGCCUAAAGGGUGGCAGCAUCGGCGGUGGUGGUUAUGGUGGUGGCGGGCAUGGCGGCGGCGGCUAUGGCGGUGGCGGUCACGGACAUGGCGGCCACGGCGGACACGGCAACGUCCAAGUCGUGAAAGUCAUUCACCAGCAGGGUGGUGGUUAUAGCGGCGGUGGCUACGCCGGCGGCUACGGCUACGAGCCCUCCCACCAGAUCUACAAAGUCAAGGUGAUCUCCAGUGGCGCAGCGGCGGCACCCGUUUACAGUGCGCCCGCCCCCGUCAAGGUCAUCAAGCUGUUGCACCAGGAAUCUUCUUCGGGUGGCUAUGCCGGCGGCUACGUUGAGAGUGCACCGCAGGUCAUCAAGGUGUUGCACGAACGCAAUGUGGCUCCGGCAACCGGUUUCAUUGGCGGCGGCAGUAUCGGCGGCGGUGUCACUAAGGUGGUGCGCGUCAUCCACGAGCAUUCGGCGUCGGGUGGUGUUUCGAUUGGCGCACCUGCUCCCGUUUAUAGUGCUGGCAUUGAUACCUCAUCGGGGGCGUACAGCUCUUCCAUCGCAGCCCCAAGUCCGGUCUAUGGCGCUCCCAUCUCUGCUCCAGCUCCAGUCUAUAGCGCUCCCGUUGCCGAACCAGCUCCCGUCUACAGCGCACCUGUGGCCGCUCCAGCCCCCAUCUACAGCGCUCCCGUUGCCGCACCAGCUCCCAUCUAUAACGCUCCAGCUCCCGUCUACAGCGCUCCCGUAGCCGCUCCAGCUCCCGUCUACAGCGCACCCGCCCAGACUUAUGCCCCUACACCUGCUCUCAGCGUUCCAGAUGUUGCGCCCGCCCCCAUUUUCGCCCCCCCACCGGUCCUAAGCCUGCCCGUUCCGGAGCCAGCCUUGCCCGUCGGUCACGUGCCCGCCCAAACCUAUGGACCACCGGCCUACUAA